Messenger RNA from Cottoperca gobio, 2448 nucleotides. RefSeq names its product sideroflexin 5b (gene sfxn5b). Gene Ontology annotation, cellular component: mitochondrial inner membrane. Bases 281 to 1258 code for a protein of 325 amino acids. The record is from RefSeq and is a predicted model, not a curated record. The transcript has 14 exons. Gene Ontology annotation, biological process: mitochondrial transmembrane transport; citrate transport; monoatomic ion transport. Gene Ontology annotation, molecular function: citrate transmembrane transporter activity; monoatomic ion transmembrane transporter activity. Lineage: Eukaryota; Metazoa; Chordata; Actinopteri; Perciformes; Bovichtidae.
GAUGUAUUGGGUCGAUCUUCCCACCUCCGGGUGCAUCAACUGCUAACUCUCCCAAUAUCAAUCUGAACAGUUAUGCAAUAGCGUUCACGUUAUCGAUUAUUCGGGAUGUGUAGUCAUGCGGUUCAACUUUGCCAGUGUCAACGCACACGAGAAGACUACACAUCCCAACAGACGGAGCGGCUCGUUGGCUUCACUAGUUACACAUUGAAUGUAGUUCGUCCCACUUGGAAAAAAAAUCCGUUCAUGAUUCAGUUCAUUAAUAAAUAAAUAGUUCGGUGUCAUGGCGGAAUCUGCAGCAUGUCCUGCCUUCCAGCUCGGGAGACCUCGAUACGAGCAGGGUUCAUUCCUCGGUCGACUCAGACACUUCGUAGACAUCAUCGACCCCAGCACGCUGUUUGUGUCCGAGAAACAAUUGAAAGAAUGCAUGAAACUACUUGACGACUGUAAACAUGGCGAGCGUCCACCUGGAGUGUCUGAUCUUCAGCUGUGGGAAGCCCAGAAGAUCAAGCAGGCAAUCAUUCAUCCUGACACAGGAGAGAAGAUCUUCAUGCCAUUUCGAAUGUCAGGUUAUGUACCAUUCGGAACACCGAUUGUCAUUGGCCUUCUUCUCCCAAAUCAGACUGUGGUGUCUACCAUUAUAUGGCAGUGGCUGAACCAGAGUCACAAUGCCUGCGUGAACUAUGCAAACCGAAACGCCACAAAGCCUACACCAGCAUCCAAGUUUCUUCAAGGCUACGUAGGAGCUGUGACCAGCGCUGUUUCUAUUGCAGUGGGACUGAAUGUGUUGAUUCAGAAGGCCAACAAGCUGAGUCCUGCUACCCGGAUGAUAAUAAAGAGACUUGUCCCCUUCCCAGCUGUAGCUAGUGCAAACAUCUGUAACGUGGGCCUGAUGAGACACAACGAGCUAUCUGAAGGAAUUGAUGUUUUGGACGACAAUGGGAAUGUGGUGGGAUCCUCUAAAAUUGCUGCAAGACACGCGAUCACGGAGACCGCCUUCACACGAGUGGUCCUCCCGAUGCCCAUCUUUGUCCUGCCCCCCAUCAUCAUGUCCUACCUAGAGAAGCUGCGAUUCCUGCAGAGCCACCGCAGAUUGUUGCUGCCCGUCCACAGCCUCGUGUGCCUGGUUACCUUCGGCCUCUCCCUGCCCGUGGCCAUCAGCCUGUUCCCCCAGAUGUCUCAGAUUGACGUGUCUUGCCUAGAGCCGGAGAUUGCUAUGGCAACAGAUUGCAAGGUGGUGACCUACAACAAGGGUCUAUGAUGGGUGAUGGGGGGGGGGGGCGGAGAGCAGAGGACGGGAGCGAGGCUGCAUUGUGAAAAGCUGUCAGGGAGAACUUAAAUUGGGGUUCCUCCUGUCCUGACAGGUUUGGGAGUCUUCCUCCUGCAGUAUAAUAGCAGAGCAUGUAGAUCAUCGUGUACUAACCCAGGUUUGUUUUUUAUUUCCAAGUACGGUUCUCAAGAUCCAAGCAAUUAUUCAGGCUAGGUUUUAAAAAUGGGACAUAUCUCUUCCGUCCUUGCUGUUUUCAAGAGCGAAUAACAAAAGCUCUUUAUAUAGAAAUGAUGAUAUGAUAUAGUUUUUAGUAUUAAUUCAUUCAUUUUAAUAUAUACACAGAUCAGUGUUUCCCACACACACAGGCUACACUUUGUUUCUCACUAAAGCAUAGUUAUGGCUGCUUUUUCAUAAGCUUUAUAAAUACAGUUUAAACCUGCAAUAACGGACUUUCUCUGGCUGUAAACUUUCUACUGUAUUCAGCAAAGUCUCUAACUUUGUCUAUCUGCCGUUUUAUCAGGUAGUGCACAGUGUUUUUUUCCGCUGAUUACGGCCGCCUGUUUGGCCAAAAACAACAGUGAUGAGAGCGGCGAGAGUGAACCUAAAGAGUGAAGUUGCGGCGAGUUAAGAAAAACGGUGAGGUGAGAGGAAGUGAAGGAUGGUGUGUUGUCGAAAGACUAAGAUUGUGGUACUAAACAGGUGCUUGUUAGAUAAUCAGCUCGGUUUUAUCUUUAUUUAAACCCAAUACCUCCUAAAUCAGUGGGUUUUAACCUUUUUACCUUGUGAUCCAUAAAGAAACGUUAUAUCUACCUGUGAGGCAGACGUAAGGUAAACUAUCGUCGUAUUUCACAAGAUAAAAACUAAAAUAACGGCAACUUUUUGUGUAGCUGAAAUGUUAGUCCUGCUAAUUAUCUUGCGGAUAAAUCUUGUCCAUUGUCCUGAAUCUACAAUCCUUCGACAGAUUUCUGAGGCUUAUAAUAGAUAGCGAUAUGUAUUUCCUUACACAAACACAUUAAAUACACACACAUUUCUGACAAGGAUCCUUUAAAUUUGGUUAUUAAAUAAUUUUGAUCAAGAUAUUUUACAGUUGAAAACAAAAACAAAUCAGUGCCCUCUGCUGGACAAACUAGAGAGAUAAUGUAAUCUAAUGUAGUUUCUCUUCUGCACGUUCUUAAAUCUGC